GUGGGAUUACAGUACGUUUGUGUUUCCUCAUGUGCAGGUGAGAUGAGACUGCAGCUGCUGAUAUUUUGGGGCUUGGAAUAUCCUCUCAUCUGUUUUCUAAAUGAAGUAGACAAGAAAACUAGACACAGCCUGUGCUAAAUUCGAAUCUAACAUCUGACUUAUGAACACGGCAUAACUCCUCCGGUUUGCUCCUCCGAGGGAAACGGACUUUGUUUCUUGGCAAGCACCUCCUGCUGCACUGAAGAAGAGGAAGGGGCUGUGAGUUCACCUUUGAGUUUCUUCCUCCUACUAAGGACACCUUGGGACCAAUAGAGGGCAGUAACAUGACAAAUGAGGGCCGGCUAAUUCAGGGGAAACCGUAUCCCGUGAGGUGCAUCCAUCCCUCCCGUCCAGCUAGGCUGGAAGAAAAUGCUGUGUAAUGAAACCAUUGCGGAAGAUUUGGAGGGCAUGGGGAAAAAAAAGAGGACCGCCAAUUCUUGCCGGUGCUACAGUGACAUGGUCAGACUUUAUUUUUCAGAGACCCCUGCGUGGAAGUGCGUCCCUUUAGAAAACGUGUAGAAACACAACCUGUCUCUCGUUUAUGGCUUUACGUGUUUCAAAUGAAUAUUGUUAUUUUUUUAGAGCGAAACCCCACAAACCUCCUGGGCACAUAUUUUCAAUCCUAUUUCAAGCGCUCCAGGAACAAAAGCCCUGGGCCCUGUGCGGGCCCCCGCACCCCGCCGGAUGCUCUCCUGUGUUUCAGCCCAAACCAGCCGCGGCUGGGGGCUCCCGCGCGGGCAGGAGAGCCGCGCACGCACUCGGAGAAGUACCGGCACGCGCUGCAGCUGCUCGGGGGCCAGCCCCGGCUCCUUGUGCCGCCGCUCGGAGCCCGGCCCGGGGCCGGCAGGGAAAAGCGAGCCCUCGGCAGGGGGAAGCAGCGGGUGCAUUACCCUUCCAAUUUUAAAGAGACCUUCCUCCCAGGAAACCCAUGAGUGAAGCCUCUCUGCAAUGGAACCCCAGCCUACCCUGGCCUGGGUCCUACUACUGAGCCUGAUCGCUGACUGUCUGAAAGCUGUUCAACCUCGAGACUUUACAGUGAAAGACAUUAUCUAUCUUCAUCCUUCAACCACCCCAUAUCCUGGUGGAUUUAAAUGCUUCACCUGUGAAAAAGCAGUGGACAAUUAUGAAUGCAACCGGUGGGCUCCAGAUGUCUAUUGUCCAAAAGGUACAAGAUACUGCUUCACACAACACAAGCUGGAAGACAGUGGAAAGAGCAUAUCUGUCACCAAGCGAUGUGUGCCAUUAGAAGACUGUUUGUCUACAGGCUGUGUAGAUUUAAAAUAUGAAGGACAGAAGAUCUGCACUUCCUGCUGUGAAGGAAAUAUCUGCAACUUACCAUUACCAAGAAAUGCAACUGAUGCAGUAUUUGCAACAACAUCCCCUAUAAACCAGACAAAAAGACUUUCACAACACAUAUCACUAAUAACUUCAUGUCUCUUAUUGGUAUUUACUUCAUAGCAAUAUUACAAGGUGCUGUUUUUAUGGUCAGAAAAGGUAAACCAACAUUUGCGUAUUUUUUAAUCUUAUCUUAAUAUAUGUUUUAAAUUCCAGUAUUUCAAAGACAUUCCCAAAAUCUAAUUUCUCCCUGACUGUGUCUUGUCUUUCAGUCAGUGCAGAGUCUAAUGUUCCUGAUGUAUAAAUGCAACUGAAGGAGGGAAAAAACCCGUUGUUUUAACUUCAAUAUUUUGAGUAUAAAUACAUUUUAAAGCUAGUGGUUUGUAGCAUACAUCAGUGCACAGAAUAUUCUUAAAAUAUCAGUGUCUUCUCUCCAUGAAGUAGUUAUAUUUAAAAAAAUACUGCAUAGCUACAAGAUUCUAUCAGCAUUUGUUUUGGGGUGUUUUUUUUUUAAGCUGGCAUAAGAGAAAGCAUUGUUGACAAUUUUUACAUUAUAAUUUGGAAACAGAUUACUACUAAAUUAAGGGCUAAUCCAGCAGUGUCCUAGCAUUCCAAAUUCCUGCUGACUUCAGUGAGAAUUAUUUGACAAUGACAACCACAGUGCUGCAUUUUAAAUUGAAUACAUAUAGAAUCAAACAGCACUUUAUUUUACACACACACACACACACACACACACACACACACACACACACACACACACACACACACACAUAUUCUAUCUACAAAGUGUGUAAAGGGCAGUAAUGCUAUUGUUUGAGUAAGCAAAAGACAACAUUUCGAGAACUACACACAUAACCUAUUAUACUCUGCCAUUUCUCUUAACACUCUUCUCCCAACAUAUGGUGUAAAGAAAUUACAAGCCUUGGCUAUAUUUUUGGUACCCAGUGCUUAUUUUAGCUGUAAAUCAUUUACAUGAUAUUUAUUUUUGUAUGGUAUGAUUACAACCUAAAGUAUUGUAAAAAAAAAUCCAUUCUUAAGACCAAUAUAUCAUGAUAGGUUAGUUGUUUUAAGAGUGGGUAAACUUGUAAUAUAUACGUUAUGAUAAAUUAUCUAUAAUAUUUUGAACCAGUGUCGAAAAAGAGGAACUUGUUUUCCAAGGUCAGUGGUAAAUUAAAGUGGCCAUUGCUGGUUUAUCUUAACACUAAAUAAAAAUAUGGUGGAACUUUGUGCACUGCACAUCUAGAUAAUCACACAUUUAAGUGAUUUUAUGAACUAGUUUUGGUUAGCAGCAAUUGACCAGUAACUUGCACUUUAUCAAGUUACAAUACAGGUUUAUGCCAUAAACUUUCUGUGAAUUAUAUAACAAAAGGAAGGGAAGAUUGCUGGAAUCUGAGAAAAUGCCUUAUGAAGGGCUCAUAACAUUUUACAAACAAGCAUUAAUCCAGUAAAGUUCCUUUCAGCUAUAUAUGUAAUAGCUAAAAACCACAGAUCUCAAUAUGUAAUACUGGGCAUGUCUACACAAGCAUUAGUACGCUAUUGUUACUACGCAUUAAGUUUAGUCUCCGUAAUAACAGUAACUCAAUGUGCAGUAACUGGUCCUAAUGCACAGUAGUGCCGACAUAUCAUCUUUUAGUGACACUAACGCAUAGCAGACUAAUUCUACUGAGCAUUAGCAUGGUUUUUGCUGUGAUGCACUGAUGUGCAGUAGAACUACUCUACUGCACAUUUAGCGUCUCUUGUAGACGUACCACUUUGUGUUUUAAUGUCAGUGGCUGUUAGUUUCCUGAGCAUUCCAAUUUGUAUCUUUUUUAUGUGAAGGCUUUGGGUUUUUUUGAGGAAAAAAUUGCUUUAAAAAACCCCACUGUCUUUUCUUAACUUCGUUUUUUUUCUUUCAGGUGAUUUGGCUUUUGAAAGGUAGGAUACUUGGAAAAGCAGGAAGGAUUCAUGAAUUUUCAUGUCUGAAAAAUCAAAUUUUUACCAAUUUCAAUGUGAAAAUGAAUAUCUUCUUUUUCCCGUUUUCAUUUUUACUUAAAUAUUUAACUAAUUUUGAGUAAAAAAAUGCCUCACAUCAUUCAAAGACUAUCAUAUUUUUGCUCAAGAAGCCAUUUCAGAGUUUUCAUCCUAUUGCUGUAAAAUAGGAUGUGCUGAAAUUCUUUGAAUUCUGCUGGAAGUAUCUCACAAUUCCCUAGUGUUAGUUGCAAGGGCAGCUGCAAUCUGUUUAUUAUUAUGCAAGUCGGUCAUCCUGUUUGAGUCAGGCAUCUUAUUUGAUGAAUGCAGCAGUGCAGCCCUCCAUUGCACUGUGCUUUGUCCCCUCUGGGUGUGUUUACACGUUCAUUAAUGCACCAUAAUGGUGGUGCGUUAUGUUUAGUGCCUGUAAUAAUAGGUACUAACUUAAUGUACUGUAAUCGGCGCUACUGUGCACUAAUGCAGAUGAACGCGUUUUGUGUGACGCUUAAUGUCCAUUGGACUAACGCUACCGUGUACUAGUAUAUUAGCAUGGUUUUUGCCAGCCACGCUAGUGAGCAGUAAAGUUAGUCCAAUGGGCAUUAAUCAUCUUGUGUAAUGCAUUCCUUGAGUAGACUAUUUUAAAGCUACUAAAGACAGCUUUCAACUCCAGUUGACAUCAAGGUUGUACAGGAUCAGUCCUGUAGAUUGAAGUAGCAGUUUUACCAUGCCAGAGCCACUAAAUGAUCUAGAUGCUGCAAUGUCUAAUGUUUAGGCGACUUGCUACCAACUGGAAUUUUCACCCCAAGUUAGAGGCCUAGGCUUCCUGUGCAGUGAAGGGAUAGAGUUCAAGGCAGUAAUGUAAUAAUGGGUAGACAAGGUAGGGCACUGGAUUAGAGCUAGGAGGAGCAUUCAUUCUCUUGUCCUCUUAUCCCCUUCCCUCCCUCUCUUCACUCUGCAUAUUUCCUGCAGUGACUUCAGCUCCAACAGCAGGGAUGGCAGAGCUGCGGCAAAUGCACAAAGUGCAGGAGCAGCAGCCAGAGGUUUCACCUGUCUUGAGGAUUCAUGUCAGCAGCAAAAAAAAGGAGGUGACCUCUCCCCUAGCAACAUCAUGGGCCCUGCUGCUGCUCUGCCAUUAUUAUCAGAACCAGAGCUACUGCAGGGAAGGUGCAGGGGUUACAUUGCUGACAAACGUUGACUCCCUGCAGGAAAGACAGGUAGAAAAACAUUUGAUUUGUGACUCCUAUGAGGGCUUUGGUGACUGAUAGGUGCUUAGCUGCUUAGCACUACAAAGACUUGGCCUAGGUUUUAAAUGUGUGUAGGCACCAGACAUCACUGUCAUUUUAUGGCUCAAGCCUUCUGGAUGUAGUCUACCUACAGUUGAUAUGGGACAGAUCCUUGGGUAACAGGGUGGCAUUUUAUGUUACCACUGCAGCCUCACCAAACGUAAGCAAUCUUUUGAUGACUUUGUGAUCUAGAUGUGUAGAGCCACCCUGACUGUGCUUCAGUAGUCACUAAUGCCCAUUAAUAGGGAAGGAUUAGAUUUUAUGGGUAAGAACAGUGAAAAAAUGUUUUGACAUACAAUUUUUGCAGGUAGAUAACAUGUGGCCAAACUUGUGGCUGUUCUCUGUGUAGGUGCAUUUGCAGACAAUAAUGUCUGGAGAGCCACUCCUUUUACGCAUGGAUUAGGCACAAUCAGAAGUGUAGCAAGGUCUUUUAGCACCUGGGACAGAGGCGGGGUAUGUGGGGGCUGGUGUGUGGUGGGGGUAGGGAAGGGGGAGGUGGAAUUAUGCUGACCAGGAGAGGGGGAGGGAGAGAAGAAUCCUGUCUUCCUGGCUCUCCACACUCCUGCAGCAGCUGCUACUGCUUUGGCUGCUGUUGUAGCAGCACAGGCUUUGACUACUAAUGCUGGAAGAAAGACAGUGGCAUGCGUUCCCCAGGGGUCACUCCUGGUGCUCCAUUCAUUUGCUCCCUCUCCCUAGGUGCGGGGCUGUAAAUCCUGUGUCAAAGCCCUCCCCUCCCCCCCCCCCCGGGGUGAGUAGGGGCAUCAUUACAUACUCUCUCCCCCUCAGAUACACUGCCGGGCACAAGGCUGUGCCUGCCCAGUUCCAACAGCUGGGUGGUGCAGGGCUAGGCCUGCCAUGGUAAAAAUUAAUGAAGGGAGGGGACCGCAAUGGUGCCCCCAAGGCUGGUACCCUGCUUGUCCCCUCUUCCUCAUCUCUACCCCUAUUGCCACUGGGUGCAAUGCAGAACUUAUGCUAGAUUUGAGACCAGGCUUGGGCACCCCAGCCAUGGCUGCCAGCAGUUGCAAGACUAUGCCAAGACAUACAGUGCACCUUUCAAAAACACCAGUUAGGACCACCAUUAAGCAGGUGUUAAACCCAUGCUCUGAGCUGUUCCAAUCCAUAGCAUACUAUACAGUUAGAAAUUGCUUCUCUGAGGUGCACUGCAGUCUCAUCCUUAAGGGAUGUUUAGACAUGUUGGACAAUGUUGCUACCCAGGACCCAGUUUUGUUACACAGAUUUACUCAACAAGCUGGAACAUUUGCAGUGUGGUAGGUAGCAUGUAUUUAUAACACUGUUUUAAAAAAUGAAAUCUACCCAAAAUCUUAUCUGUUAAGGAAUCUCUAUACAAUUCUCUCCUUCACCCCAAACUUCCAGUGCACCCGCCAGUGGAUGUAUUAUGAUUUAUUAAUAAUGUAUCAGUGUUGAGAUGCUAUGUAUUUAUGUUUAGGUUCUGAACAAUGUGAUCUUCCUUUUAAAUAUUUGAUUUUUAAAUGUUGUAAAUGUUGUACCUAUGUGUAAAUAAACGGAGGUUUUAAAUAUACAAGCAA
Alligator mississippiensis (American alligator) is the source of this 6151-nucleotide messenger RNA. RefSeq names its product LY6/PLAUR domain containing 6 (gene LYPD6). The transcript has 5 exons. The record is from RefSeq and is a predicted model, not a curated record. Gene Ontology annotation, molecular function: acetylcholine receptor inhibitor activity. Gene Ontology annotation, biological process: positive regulation of canonical Wnt signaling pathway. Bases 988 to 1497 code for a protein of 169 amino acids. NCBI's taxonomy places the organism in Eukaryota, Metazoa, Chordata, Crocodylia, Alligatoridae.